Bufo bufo (common toad) is the source of this 3095-nucleotide messenger RNA. It is a transcript of the gene NCOA4, whose product is annotated as nuclear receptor coactivator 4. The record is from RefSeq and is a predicted model, not a curated record. Bases 131 to 2005 code for a protein of 624 amino acids. Gene Ontology annotation, molecular function: transcription coactivator activity. Gene Ontology annotation, biological process: response to hormone; intracellular iron ion homeostasis. NCBI's taxonomy places the organism in Eukaryota, Metazoa, Chordata, Amphibia, Anura, Bufonidae. The transcript has 10 exons.
GCCGAUGCUGGCUGCUAGUGGCGGCCUGCAGACUUUGACGCCCCGCCCACUUUCCGUGACGUCAGCUGGAGCGCUUUAAACUGCUGCUAGGCCGGUGCGGGCUUCUUCCUGUUGUGCCGGUUACCGGGAGAUGAAACGGUGCAGUGAUCCAGAGGUGCCAAAAGAAAUGGAUGUGGACCAAGACCCCCGUUCCUGUGGCCGAGAUCCUCUGUCUAAAUGCCUCCAAGCCAGGAAGGAGUUGGAAAGUGCUAUUCAGACACUGUUAAAGGCAGAGCAGCAGGUUAAAGACAACGGCAGAGAGGUGAAGGCCCAGAUCCAGUCUUGUAUUAGUCGCCACCUUGAGUGUCUGCGCAGCCGCGAGAUCUGGCUUUUGGAACAAGCGGAUCUUAUACAGCAGCUGAAAGAAGAGGCUCUGCAGCAGCAAGCGCAGCAACUUUACUGGAUGUUGGGACAGUUCAACUGCCUGAUUCACCAACUGGAAACCCCUCACAGUAAUGAUCUUGCCAAUCAAAUUACGGUUUGCCUGGAGAGACUGGGCAGCCUUGACCUGAAACCUGAGGAAUCUUCUGCCAUCCACUUUGAAGCUGAUUUCUCUCUCAGAAAAGCUAUUACUACAUUUGGAGCCAUUAAAACCACGAAGUGCGAUGAGAGUCCAGAAAUUGUAAGCCCUGCGCCCUGCAGUUUUGUCUCCCAGAAUCCCUGGCUUCUCAACCAUUGCUAUGUUGCUGAAAUUGAGCAGCAGAAGCCCCUCUCUAUGUUUCUGAACACCCCUCUGUCCGGCUGGCUCCUAGAAGGCAAAGUGAGCAACGUUGCUCAGUGUCCUGCUCUGCACGUUCCCAGCUCUUCUCCUCAAGACUGGCUGUUAAAGACCCAACUCAUGGAGCCCACUGUGAGUUCAGAUGCCCCUGUUCUUCCCACAUUUAACAUGGAGCAAGUCUGGGGGAAGUUGGGGGAAUUGCACAACUGGCUGCUACAGUCACAGAGCAAGGAGGAAUCCCCUGAGAAGACCGGAGUCCGCACUCGGGACAACUCGCUCUCAAGCUCCUCUUUCUCCUUUGAAAAGGUUGACGACUAUGAUUUUGAUCUCCCCAAUGAUGAAGAGAUGGAUCUAUCAGAUUGGUUAAUCUCCCCUGCACAAACUGAACAGUCUGAGGUGGUGGACAAGUGGAGGUUCGUAUUCCAGCCGUUUGUGGAGGACUACAGUAUUACUGAUUGGCUCCAUAAGGUGGAGUCCUGCGGUAAUUGUUGUGGCGGCAAAAUUGCUGCUCUAGAAAUCGAAAAUCUAGGGAACCUCAAGUGCCUCAAUGAACAGAUUGGAGGAAAGAAGACAUCAAGCCCUAGCAAUGAAAUGUGGCUCCUAAAGGAGUCUCAGCCCCAUUUUAAGAUGGAAGAGGUCUGUAAAGCGAAUGAGCCCUGCUCUACCUUCUCUGAAUGUGUCUGCGAUGAAAGCUGUGAAAAAGAGGCUCUCAGGAAGUGGCUUUUAAAGAAAGAAGGAAAAGAUAAGAACGGGAUCCCAUUAAAUCAUGAGCACACGCCUAAAGAUCAAGAGAGUGAAAAGGCCAAGCCAUCUAAUAGCACAUGGCUACAUCCCUGCAGAGCAAGCUUUGAAGACCAAAGCUGUACCAAGAAGAUGGAAGAAUGUGUACUCUCCCUUAGGCAUUUUAAAUAUUUGCUCGAAACCCCAUUGAACACAUGGGUUGUAAAGACCAGCACCACAGAGAGAAAGAUGGAAGAAGAAGAAGCAUCUGACAGUAAAUAUUCGAGUCCUCUGGUAGAAACUCCAUCUCCAUUCCAUUUGCCUCUGCACGCCAGCAGCUGGGUGUUGUCCUCCACGAAGACAGAUGGCGUGGAGAAGGCAGAACAACCUGCACUGGAGGAUAAGUGGCUUCUGCGUAAAAGAGCACAUGAAUUGUAUGGUCUUCCCAGUGUCUGUGACCUUUUUGCCUGUAUGAAACUAGCAGCUGACAAAGAGCAGUGGCUGCACCGCACGCCUCUACAGAUGUGAGGAUCCCUGCUGAACCACUGAUCAGACUUUACGCUAAUGGUGCGCACAGAGAAUCACAGAAAUGAUUGCGACUGUCCUGUCCUUCCAUUCUCUUAUCACAAGUGUUACGCUGCCAACCAUUGAUAUGUACUGAAAUAGAACUUCAGAGAUGAUUCUUAAACCUUUUACGUUAAAAUACUUGCAGUUUAUGUAAAUCCUUCACAUGAGAAGUGUGUGUCAAGGCCACCAAGCCUUGCGAGAAACCAUAAGUGAUCCCAGAACUUUACCUGCCUAAUCAGUAUCUCUAGACAGGCAACCCUCUGGGUCCAUUGCGUUCAGUGUCGCCCCCUGAUGGAGAGAUGCUUGGCUUGUCCUGCCUUACUGGCGCAGUGACCAUGCAGACUCUACCUUGUGUGGGGCGGGUGGAGUGCAGAAUAUAUUUCAGUCUGGGGGACCUAAUAAAUAGGGGAAUAUCUUUAUGGAGCUCUGCACUCUUUUGGGUGAAGUUGUGGUAGCAAAAUGCUCCGUUUUUAAUUUUCAGUUGGGUUUGUUUAAGCCACAUUUCUUUUACAUCCAGCGAUCGGAGCAGGAGAAAUGCUCUGCUCAUUCUCAUUUUAGCGUUUUGCACAGAAUGAUGGGACAAAGGCAAUUUCACUUAAUUCUGUCUUUAACUUUUAGCUAUUAUAUACAGUAUAUAAUACAGAGUAUUGCUUCCAAAAAAUCUCACUUUACAGAGUAACCUAUAUAUUUUUAUUGAUUUAUGUUUAGCUACCUUUGGAAGCAUUCCAUCACGUUUUACUUUAACCCUAUGUUGAGUUGGACCUGCAGCAUUGUUAGGUUUCACUAAGGACAUAUAAAGCGCGUAACCGCCGGGUUAUUUAGUUGGCAGUUUGGGCAUAUCUGGUGGGUACAUGGACAUCAGGUGCUUGUAGUUCAUCUGUUGGAGUGCCCUGAUCUGUUGUCUUCUGAGUGUGUGAUGAUUUUUAUUUUAUUUUUAUUAUUAUUAUUUGAAAUUUAUGUAUUCCUCCAUCCUAUUCUAUCAAAAAGUUUUCAAUGUAAACUUUUACCUUUUACCAUUUAAUGUUCCAUUAAAGAGUUACAGCAAUACAGA